Rangifer tarandus platyrhynchus (Svalbard reindeer) is the source of this 561-nucleotide messenger RNA. Lineage: Eukaryota; Metazoa; Chordata; Mammalia; Artiodactyla; Cervidae. The record is from the annotation of a GenBank genome assembly.
AUGCGGCUGCCGCAUCCCCAGGAGAGGGGCGCCACGCAGGUCCAGGGAGCCCGCGAGUCCGGUCAGCUCCCGCCGGGAAGGCACCGGAAGUCACGGGCUCACGACCCAGGGGAGGGCCCGCGCGUCUCCGCAUUCGUGCGGCAAGGCGGGCCGGCUGCGUCUGCCAGGGCCGGGCCGGUCGCGGCGGAGCGCCGUCACUCCCAGGGCGCAGGGCCCGAGCGCGCGCGCGACCUGCGCGAGUCCCGCACUCGGCGCGCGCCCGGGCUCCGCGGCGGCCCGGGUCCGCGGUCUCUCUGUCCUGCCCCCCUGCGGCCAUCGCGGGCAGAGCAGCGCGGCCGCUCCUCGGCCCUGGCCAGCCCGAGUCACCGCCGCCGCUGCCUCGACGGCGGGCACCGGGUGGAAAGGCUGCGCUCUGAAGGGGACAGAAGGGAUUCCCGCGGGACCCAGGACCCUGGGAUCUCCGAGAAGGUUCCGGCAACCGUCCCGCAUGCCCCUUCCGUCCAGAACAGUGAGGACAUGCGGGGGAACCCUCUCCCAGCGCCAGGGUGGCCACCUAGUUGA